AUGAAUUUGCAAUACGUUUCUCGACAGCCCGUGAAAGGCCCAAGUCUGUGGUUGAGUGUUACACCAGAGGACGAAGCCCGAAUGCGCCGACACCCUGGACAAGACAUGAUCUACAGCAUACCCGAAGUAAUCCCGCACAGGAGUGUUGGGAGCGGGAGGAUCAUGUCUAUCAGUAACAUGUCAUACCGUAACUUUCCAGCUCGUCUGCUACAAAACGAGCAUGAGAGAUGA
Molecule: messenger RNA, 231 nt
Organism: Fusarium fujikuroi IMI 58289
Lineage: Eukaryota; Fungi; Ascomycota; Sordariomycetes; Hypocreales; Nectriaceae
Exons: 2
Coding region: 1-231 (76 amino acids)
Source: RefSeq, a predicted model, not a curated record